AUGGGAUUUUCUGGUUUUACAAAUGAAGUUCAGUUGGGAAAUCAAUCUUCACCAAUUCUUCAGAAUCAGAGAUUUGAUAAUCGACCAAGAUUUGAAAAUCUCUUCUUUGAUCAAAGUAGGAAAUUUGACUAUCUUCACUCUGAUCCAAAUCCAAUCCCAGCUAACACAUCUUCAUCCUCCACUGUUACCCAUGAGGAUCAUUCUCCAGAGGACUGUGAUUUUUCCGAUGCAGUUUUGAGUUACAUCAGCCAGAUCCUAAUGGAGGACGAUAUGGAGGACAAGACAUGCAUGCUUCAAGAUUCUUUAGAUAUUCAAGCAGCUGAAAAAUCGUUCUAUGAGGUGCUGGGUGAAAAAUACCCUCCUUCUCCAAGAAAUCCAAGCCUUAUCAUUGAUGGGGUUGGAGGUUAUGGCAAUUUUCCUGAUACUAAUGGGGAUCUAAUGAGCAUUUUUACCAACCAGUUUAUGCCACCAAACUCAGCUAACUUUCCUGAGUACAUUCAUGGUAAUAGCCUUAUGCAUUCAUCUUAUAACCCUUAUAAUAGUGUAAUAGAAGGGCCGGUAGAUUCUCUAAACAGUAUAGUUCAGGUUCCUGAUUUGAGCAGUGAAAGUCAAUCCAUUUGGCAAUUUCAGAAGGGUGUUGAGGAGGCUAGUAAGUUUCUUCCUUGUGCAAGUGUUCUGCUUGCUAAUUUGUCACAAAUAGAGCCGAAAGUAGAAAAGGAUGAAUUGUCAUUUAAAAUGGAGAAGGAGGAGGGGGAAUGUGUUUAUGGUGGUGGAUCCAAGGGAAGGAAGCAUCCUCAAAUGGAUGAAACAGAUGUUGAAGAAAACAGAAGCAGCAAGCAAGCGGCAAUUUAUUCUGAACCAACUCUGCGGUCAGAAAUGGCUGAUAUAUUCCUGCUUCAUAGCACUGGGGAUGGUAAGAACCACUACGUGGCUCGCCGCGAGGCUUUGCAGAACAAGACACAGAAAACAGUGCUGCCAAAAAGUCAAUCGAAAGCAUCUAGCAGCGGUAAGGGGCGAGGUAAGAAACUAGGUGGGAGGAAGGAAGUGGUCGAUUUGAGAACACUUCUGGUUCUAUGUGCACAAGCUGUUGCAGCAGAUGACCAUAGGAGUGCCAAUGAGUUGCUAAAGCAGAUCAGGCAACACUCAACCCCUUUUGGGGACGGAAGUCAGAGGUUGGCUCAUAUCUUUGCAGAUGGCCUUGAGGCGCGUUUGGCUGGUACUGGCAGCCAAAUUUACAAAGGACUUGUCUGUAGAAGAACAUCAGCUGCUAAUUUUCUAAAAGCUUAUCAUCUAUACCUUGCUGCAUGCCCCUUUAGGAAAAUUUCUAACUUUACCUCAAACAUCACAAUAAGGGAAUCUUCAGUACAGUCAAUGAGAGUCCAUGUUAUAGAUUUUGGCAUGCUUUAUGGUUUCCAAUGGCCCACUUUUAUACAGCGGCUUUCAUGGAGAGAAGGAGGACCACCAAAGCUACGGAUCACGGGAAUAGACUUUCCACAACCUGGUUUCAGGCCAGCAGAAAGAGUCACAGAAACGGGACGGCGCUUGACAGCUUAUGCUGAGGCCUUUAACGUUCCAUUUGAGUACAAAGCUAUAGCGAAAACAUGGGACACAAUUCAACUUGAGGAACUUGAGAUUGAUAGGGAUGAGUUCCUUGUUGUUACUUGUUUCUAUAGAGGUAAGAACUUGCUGGAUGAAUCUGUGGUAGUGGACAGUCCAAGAAAUAAUUUCCUCAGCCUAAUUAGGAGGAUCAACCCAAAAUUGUUCAUUCAUGGCAUCAUGAAUGGUGCGUUCAAUGCCCCUUUCUUUGUUACCAGAUUCCGGGAGGCAUUGUUUCACUAUUCAUCGCUGUUUGAUAUGCUUGAGACUAUCGUGCCUCGUGAGGACUGGGAGAGGAUGCUGAUAGAGAAAGAGGUAUUGGGGAGGGAAGCAUUGAAUGUCAUAGCUUGUGAAGGGUCUGAAAGAGUGGAGAGGCCAGAGAGUUACAAGCAGUGGCAAGCACGCAUUCUGCGGGCCGGGUUUGUGCAACAAUCUUUUGAUCGUCAGACAGUGAAGAUGGCAAUGGAGAAAGUGAGGGGUAGCUACCACAAGGAUUUUGUAAUUGAUGAAGAUAGUCAGUGGUUGUUGCAAGGUUGGAAGGGGCGUAUCAUUUAUGCUCUUUCUUGUUGGAGACCUGCAUCAUGA
Sphenostylis stenocarpa is the source of this 2181-nucleotide messenger RNA. Lineage: Eukaryota; Viridiplantae; Streptophyta; Magnoliopsida; Fabales; Fabaceae. The record is from the annotation of a GenBank genome assembly.